AUGUCAUCAAUGACGGUUAUAUGCGCAAAUGAAGAAUUGCCAAGCACUUUUACAUCAAAUACUAUUCAAUGUAAUCGCGAUGAAGUUUGUGUUGAUUAUUUUGAUACAGAGAACUCUGCACAAGCACAGUGUGCUGUCUCGUACACGAAAUGGGACAAUAAAUAUCUUCUGUUUCCCUGUUCAAGUGGUACUUCAUACGGAGGAGAAGACAUAGCAGUCGGAGCGACAACAUAUGAUGUGGAACCGAUACAAGUAGAUCAAUUUGGUAUAUAUCUGAAUGAUCAAGAAAUUGCAAUUACCACGAAUCUACAUAAUGUAAGCACAAUAGUCCGGGGUUAUAAAAAUGGAGAUGGAAAUUUUUCAUCAUGUUUUAAAUUUAGAGUUAUUACCGAUACUCAUCCUAUUAUUAAAUUAAAUCAAGUCCACGUUAAUGCCGUGACGCAAGGUUAUGUUCCUAGAAAUAUUGAUAUAGAGCGUUCGCCUAAAAAUAUUUUGGUCAGUUCUUUUCUUGGAGGAAGAAGCCACCUUAAACCAAUAUUAGAUGUCGCUACUGUUUUGAUUGAAAGACCACAACAUGACGAUGAUUAUAGAGUAUUGGUACAUCUUAUGAGAUUAGCUACGGAAGCCUACAACGUAACUUAUGAAAAAUUUAAGAAUGCUACUAAAGAAAAUAAUAUUGAUUUAUUCAUUUGA
Molecule: messenger RNA, 693 nt
Organism: Rhizophagus irregularis DAOM 181602=DAOM 197198
Lineage: Eukaryota; Fungi; Glomeromycota; Glomeromycetes; Glomerales; Glomeraceae
Source: RefSeq, a predicted model, not a curated record